Pleuronectes platessa (European plaice) is the source of this 2535-nucleotide messenger RNA. It is a transcript of the gene gipc2, whose product is annotated as GIPC PDZ domain containing family, member 2. NCBI's taxonomy places the organism in Eukaryota, Metazoa, Chordata, Actinopteri, Pleuronectiformes, Pleuronectidae. Gene Ontology annotation, molecular function: protein binding. Bases 340 to 1329 code for a protein of 329 amino acids. The record is from RefSeq and is a predicted model, not a curated record. The transcript has 6 exons.
UCCCGCCGCACGCCGAGAGACCAACAGAGCAGCUAUUGUUAGCCGAGGAGCCGCCAGCAGACUUUAUCCCACACUCACCAUCUACCUGCCGCAGACUGUCACCCAGGAGCCCCCGCCGAACACCGGAGGUCGAGCUCGGCGAGGAAAGGAGCCAGGGUGCGCGGAAGGGAGGAAGGAAAGACUCGGGAGGAAAGACACGGAGGAAAGAAGGAAGUAAACACGGACGGAUCGACCGCUGGGGCUCGGGACUCAACAGGUACUUCGAUGGUGUAACAGCGGCUCGGACCUUUUGCCUUUUUUACACGCCGGGGAAACACACGGAGAAACACACGCAGGAAGAUGCCGCUGGGCCCGUGGAAGAAGAAGAACAAGUCGACGAAGGAGCACCUGGUGGACAACGAGGAGGUCGGCGGCGGACACGCAGGUGCCGGGAACCAGAGUAAAUCCGCCGUGAACGGAGCGGGACUCCCGCCUCCACCUGCCAACCUGCGGCCCAAGCUGGUGUUCCACACACAGCUGGCGCACGGAAGUCCCACCGGCAGGAUCGAGGGCUUCGCCAACGUCAAGGAGCUUUACUCCAAAAUAGCCGAGGCGUUUAACAUCAGCCCACCUGAGAUCAUGUUCUGCACCCUGAACACCCACAAGAUCGACAUGGACAAGCUGCUGGGGGGGCAGAUCGGCCUGGAGGAUUUCAUCUUCGCCCACAUCAAAGGAAUCAAGAAGGAGGUAGAAAUUCAUAAAACCGAGGACGCUCUCGGCCUCACCAUCACCGACAACGGAGCAGGCUACUCUUUCAUAAAGCGUAUCAAAGAGGGCAGUGUUGUGGACGGGGUGAAGGUGAUCGGCGUGGGCGACCACAUAGAGUGCAUCAACGGGCGAAACAUCGUCGGGAUCCGACAUUACGAGGUCGCCCGCAUGCUGAAAGAGCUGACCAAAGACAAAGCCUUCACACUCAAGCUGGUGGAGCCCAUGAAGGCCUUCGAAAUGCUCGAGCCCAGGUCGAAGGGUGCCAAACCUGCCAGUGAGAACAAAGUCGGGACGGGGAAGGGGACGCUGAGACUCCGCUCCAAGGGCCCAGCUACUGUGGAGGACGAGCCGACAGAAUUUGAGGAGAAGGCGGUGAAGAAAGUGGACGACCUGCUGGAGAACUACAUGGGCAUCAGAGACACUGAGCUCGCUGCCACGAUGGUCGAGGUCGGCCGCGACAAGAAGAACCCGGACGAGUUCGCCAUGGCGCUGGACGAGACCCUCGGGGACUUUGCUUUCCCGGAUGAGUUUGUCUUCGACGUGUGGGGCGCCAUCGGUGACGCCAAGCAGGGGAGAUUCUAAGUUUCUUGCCUCUCCAAACCCCCACACACACACACACACACACACACACACACACACACACACACACACACACACACACACACACACACUCCCUCCUCCCCCAUCUCACCUCUUCUAAUCCUCAGAAGCCGACUGGACAAACUUCAACCUGCACAAACAGCGGUGGACAAAGUGUCUACCACCAUCACCUAGUUGUUAGGUGUAGCUUUGCACUUGGGUGGAGAAUCUGUGAGAGUCCACUUCGGCUUAAUCGGAUCAUGUAAAGAAUUUCACAUGUCGGGGGGGCGGUGUAAUCUUGGAACGAUGUCCACGACAUGUGGAUUUCAGUUUCACACACUGGACCUGCCUCUCGUGUACAGAGGUGUUGGGGAUUCAUCCAGAUGUUGUCUUGAACUCACGUACGUCCCACGAGAGGCCGGAUCCCUCCACCUGCACCUGAUGCUAUUCCUCAGUCAAACCAGUUAGACUAGUCAACAGUGACUCAUCACACUGGUUGUAAAUGGUACGUGCACGACCUUAAACUGUAAAAACAAUCACACGGUUUUAAUCAUUCUUUGCAGCUGUGUCAUUUUAAGUAUACAGAUGUGUCACAUAGCUUUUUAUAGGCUCUUUUUAUAUGUGAAAGUGCUGCUGAUUUUCUAGCAGCAGCAUAGUGUAAUUCUAGUGAUUGUAGCGAUGUCUCUCUCCCGUCUUUUGAAAUCUUUUAGAUGAGCUCGUGGUAGAGAAACGUUACUUUACCUUGUGAUUCUCUCUGUGCCCUUAAACGUCUCAGCGUGAGCCUUGCGUCCAUCCGUCAGAGACCGAGCAAUAAAGAGGGGGUUUUAUCUUUAAAUGCCUUUUUAUCAGGGUUUGACAACACAUUCCACCAACAUUCCUCCUGUUGUUUCUAGUCUGUUAACAUGUCAGGAAUAGACGGUUUAUUUCCUGUAAUUUAUUUUAUCGUGAAAAAUCAAGAUGCUGUCAGACAUUUUGUGCGCCGGGAGGUGGAAGCCAUUUUUUAGGCGGCGUCUGGAAUGGGAUCAAUGUCAAUCCGAUGUCUUAAAUAACUGCACUAUUUAAAAUCACUGUCAAACUGAAUUUAAAUAGUGACUUGAUUAGUGUCGUCCGCUGAUGUUUUAACUGUCCACGGCAGUUGUUUGUUGUUUAUUGUUUGACGAACCAUAAGGGAUCACUAUUGUUAAUAGACAAUAAAAUUUCAUAUAGUUA